AUGUCGAACAACAGCAAAGCUAACUUUUUCAAAGGUGCGGCUACGAGAAGUAAGCUAGCCUCAAAGACCAGCCCAACACGUGAACGCACCUCCGCGUCGCCGACAGCGGCAUAUGACAGCGACCGUACACCUGGAGAAUAUGACGAGAAAACGGUGUUGGAGGAAAUACGGAAUAUGAGUGCUACUCUUCAAAUGGUUGCAACGGAUGUUGUCUCAAUUAAGGAGACAACGAAAGAGCUUAAAGAUGCGGUGCAGAGCAUACAAGUGAGACUAGGAGAGGCAGAACAACGGAUAUCUGACGUGGAAGACGUAAACACACGAAUGGAGAAAAGUAUGGAGAAAUGUGGCAAGAGACUGGAAACACUGUGGACGCGCGUGGAGGACCUGGAAAAUCGCAGCAGGAGAAAUAAUGUAAGAGUGGUGGGACUAAAAGAGGGCAAGGAGGAGACGGGCAAAGUUAUUCAGUAUGUGGAAAAGAUCAUCUCUCAGGGGCUCGGGCUGUCCGGCAGCGAGUUUGAAAUUGAACGUGCCCACCGCUCUUUGGCGCCCAUACCGGACCCGGACCAACCGCCCAGGACCAUACUGAUGCGCUUUCUACGUUCAUCGGCCCGAGACAAGGUGCUGCAGGUGGCUAAGGAGAGACGGGGGAUCGACUGGGAGGACUGUAAGCUGUCCUUCUUUGAGGAUGUAUCCAGAGAACUGGCGGAGAAAAGAAAAGCAUUCACUCCGGUGAAGAGACGUCUGCAUGCGCUAAACGUGAGACACAGGCUGGUCUACCCGGCGACACUCAUCUUCACAUGGAAAGGGCAGAAGAAAACUUUUCGAGACAGCAAUGAAGCGGAGGAGUUUGUGCAAGGUGCUGAAUAG
Messenger RNA from Xyrichtys novacula (pearly razorfish), 867 nucleotides. The record is from the annotation of a GenBank genome assembly. Lineage: Eukaryota; Metazoa; Chordata; Actinopteri; Labriformes; Labridae.